This is a messenger RNA of Pterocles gutturalis (yellow-throated sandgrouse), 2056 nucleotides long. It is a transcript of the gene DCAF7, whose product is annotated as DDB1 and CUL4 associated factor 7. Gene Ontology annotation, cellular component: nucleus. The record is from RefSeq and is a predicted model, not a curated record. Lineage: Eukaryota; Metazoa; Chordata; Aves; Pterocliformes; Pteroclidae. The transcript has 7 exons. Gene Ontology annotation, molecular function: protein binding. Bases 1 to 1029 code for a protein of 342 amino acids.
AUGUCGCUGCACGGGAAGCGGAAGGAGAUCUACAAAUAUGAGGCGCCCUGGACCGUGUACGCCAUGAACUGGAGCGUCCGGCCGGACAAGCGGUUCCGUCUGGCGCUGGGCAGCUUCGUGGAGGAGUAUAACAACAAGGUGCAACUUGUUGGUUUGGAUGAAGAGAGCUCAGAAUUCAUUUGCAGGAACACCUUUGAUCACCCCUACCCCACCACAAAGCUUAUGUGGAUCCCAGACACCAAGGGAGUAUAUCCAGACCUGUUGGCAACCAGCGGUGACUAUCUGCGGGUGUGGAGAGUGGGUGAAACAGAGACCCGGCUGGAGUGUUUGCUGAACAAUAACAAGAACUCUGAUUUCUGCGCUCCACUAACAUCCUUUGACUGGAAUGAAGUGGAUCCUUACCUUCUAGGUACCUCUAGUAUUGACACAACCUGCACUAUUUGGGGUCUGGAGACAGGACAGGUUCUGGGAAGAGUAAAUCUGGUCUCUGGCCAUGUGAAGACCCAGCUUAUUGCGCAUGACAAAGAGGUGUAUGACAUAGCAUUUAGCCGUGCAGGUGGUGGGAGAGAUAUGUUCGCUUCAGUGGGUGCAGAUGGCUCGGUAAGGAUGUUCGACCUCCGUCAUCUGGAACACAGCACCAUAAUUUAUGAGGACCCACAGCACCAUCCACUGCUGCGUCUCUGCUGGAACAAGCAGGAUCCCAACUAUCUUGCUACGAUGGCCAUGGACGGCAUGGAGGUUGUGAUUCUAGAUGUCAGAGUUCCCUGCACUCCUGUUGCCAGGUUAAACAACCACAGAGCGUGUGUAAAUGGAAUUGCUUGGGCACCUCAUUCUUCCUGCCACAUUUGUACAGCAGCGGAUGACCAUCAGGCUCUCAUCUGGGAUAUCCAGCAGAUGCCUCGUGCCAUUGAGGACCCUAUCUUGGCCUAUACCGCAGAGGGAGAAAUCAACAAUGUACAGUGGGCAUCAACUCAGCCAGACUGGAUAGCUAUCUGCUACAACAACUGCCUGGAGAUUUUGAGAGUGUAACAUUACUGCUUCAUGCCACAUUGAGGCAGGGCUGUGUAAUUUCCCCUCCCCUCUAAAGUAAGAACAAUACAAGUCAAGUGGCCAGUAUCUGUUGUUGCUUUGCAUCUACUGUUACAAGAAACUGUUACAAGAAUCAAUGGCAGGUGUCUCCUGUCUCUCCAAGACUCUAAAAUGCAGAGAUGUGCUGAGCCUCUUGGACCUUCUGGGUUCUGGUUUUCUUUUUCUUUUUUUUUCUCAGUUAAAGUUCUGUAUAUUUGUUUGUUGACUGUAUUAAUAAGCUUGCAGGCUUUUCAUUUGCUGCAUAUGUCCAUGUGUUUGUCAGCCAGCUGAGGCAGCACAUCCAACUAGUUUAAUAGAUGCAAGUGCAAAACAAGGUGGGGAAAAAAAGACAUUGAUGUUAACAGCCACCUUGGCAGGAAUCUUUAUCAUUCCUGUUGUUGCUGCCUCUGAACUGUUUAAACAUUUGUAUGGUUUUUAUAUAUUGGGCUAACUUUCUAUUGAGUAAGGUUUUUCUCCCUAGUUCUUACUUUUGAUAUGUGAUCCACUUGCGUAUGCCCAAAGCAGGAUCUAUUUGUUGGUACAGAUCACGCGAACGCUGCAGGCUCCCUGGCAGUAAAGGCCUGCCAGAAUUAACUGUUGCCUUGGCUCUCUAUACCUGGUGACCUGGGCAGAAUUUUCUGGUGCUGUGAAGUACAAGUACUUAUUGCACAAUUUCUUUACACUUUUCUGAUGCUAGAGGCAGUUGUUACUAUGGUAGGCCUUCUUUUUAAAUUAUAACUGAAUUUGUGUGUAUCCUGCAGUUGUCUUAGCUAACAGAACAGUAAGAGGUUUCAGAAAGAAGAUACAUGCAUGACUUAAGCUCCCUCUGAGGUAAACAACUCCUGAAAAAAUGUGAUUUGUAAUGGACUCGGGAUUGACACUUCCAAUCAAGUGAUUUCCCCUCGGAAGGCUUACUAUCUAAACCAAAAUAAAAUGGUUUCACACUUUGUAGCUUGCUUGAUUGGCAAAUAAUAUGAGCAAGAUUUUG